ACUUACCCCACUGCUUCAAAUCUCUUAUUUUAGUGAAAUAAUAUUAUCACUAAGCCACAAUUAGGGCCUGCUUCUUAUGAUGCAAAGUCCAGGAUGUUCUUCACUUGCGUUUGGAGAAGCAGAGGAGUUGGGACCCUUUUUCCCGCAGAAAGACGUUCCCCAUCUGAAACUUAACCCUUACAGUUGGAACAAUGCUGCCAAUUUACUGUUUAUUGAAUCCCCUGUUGGUGUUGGGUUUUCUUACACCAAUACCAACAGUGAUACGAGCCAACUUGGUGAUGCAAUUACAGCCCAAGAUUCAUAUGCUUUUCUUGUCAACUGGUUCCAAAGAUUCCCACAGUACAAGUCCCAUGACUUCUACAUUUCCGGUGAAAGCUAUGCAGGGCAUUAUCUUCCAGAGCUAGCCGAGGUCAUUUCAGAUAACAACAAGAUAGUUCCCAAAGCAGACUACAUAAAUCUAAAGGGCUUCAUCAUGGGGAAUUCGUUGAUGGACGAUGAAACAGACCAGAUAGGCAUGAUCGAUUAUGCUUGGGAUCAUGCUGUCAUCUCCGAUCGUGUCUACCAGGAAAUUAAGACCAAUUGCAACUUCAGUAUGGAAAAUCUAACUGACAGUUGCAAUAACGCCUUAUCAGAGUAUUAUAAAGUUUACACCAUCAUAGAUAUGUACAGCUUGUACACUCCCACUUGUGUUAAUAGCAACGGCAGCACUAUUGGACAACGUCGAGGCAUUGCCCCUAAAAAGCUUUCCAAAUUCGAUGGAUGGUACAGGAAAUAUUAUGGGUACGACCCUUGUGCACAAGAGUACGUUACAGUUUACUUCAACAAGCCUGAUGUUCAGAAAGCACUUCAUGCCAAUGUUACCAAAAUCCCCUAUCCAUGGGCUAAUUGCAGUGGAGAUACUGAUGGAAGAAUUCCCGUAACCGCAACAAGAUACACUUUGAGAAAGCUUGGACUUAGUACAAUUAAAGAAUGGACACCGUGGUACUCCCAUCAGCAGGUUGGUGGAUGGACCAUUGAAUAUGAUGGAUUGAUGUUUGUGACAAUUAGAGGGGCUGAGCAUGCAGUCCCUGUUUUUAAACCCAAGGAAGCACUGCAGCUUAUCGAGCAUUUCUUGGCCAAUCAGACCCUUCCAACUUCCCCAUUUUAGCACUUAAUUGUUUACUUUAUUUAUUUUGUAUGUGUUUAUUUGGUUUAAAUGUUGAAAUUCGGGUGGUUGAUAGCAAAUUGCUGAUAUGGCAAUGGUUGAUGUGUUGUAGUUAAUAAUUGUUACUAAUCGAGAUGCAGUUGAAGAAGCCGUGUUACUAAUCGAGAUAAUUGUAUUGUUAUGUUGUUAAUUGUUGUCUCUUGUCAAAUGAUGAAUAAAUGAUGCGUUAUAUA
Rubroshorea leprosula is the source of this 1377-nucleotide messenger RNA. The record is from the annotation of a GenBank genome assembly. NCBI's taxonomy places the organism in Eukaryota, Viridiplantae, Streptophyta, Magnoliopsida, Malvales, Dipterocarpaceae.